GGGACCGGAAGGAUGUCAUAAAUGCACUUAAAAUAAAUAUUCUUCGUCUGUUUUUAAUCUCUUAUCAACAUGAGCAUUCACCUGGAUCUCCUCGCCUUUAUUCUGAUGUUGGAAUACAUUUCAGUUGACGGAUUGAAAUGUUUGAAAUGUAACACUGUCCAGCAUGGAUCUCUGUGCGGACCUGAUGCCACUUUUCUGAAGACCAACUCAUCCAUGAUAGAAGAAUGCGACAUGACAUGUAGAGUCAGUAAAAUCACAGCACCCAGUGGAAACGAAGUGUACCUGCGAGGCUGUUCAAAUACAAAGAAAACUGGGUGUAUAUCACGAAACUUCACAUCAUUUGAAAACAAAAAACUUCCGGGUCAUCUCUGUCAGUGUAACCUUGACCUUUGCAAUACGGACUUCAACGUUGAAAGCAAGAGUCGAUCAAUUGUAAAAGAACCUUUGCGUGCCCCUAUUUCAGACCAGACUUCUAUCAGAACAACAAAGAAUGGAGCAAAAAUUUCGACGCCAUUUUCUUCAAUGAUUUUAUUUUUUAUCGCAAAUCUUUUUAUUGAUGGGGUAGCAUGACAUCUAUGUUACAAAUUGUGUUAUUCUGCUUUUGUUUUGUCAAUUAUAUAAUUUCACUUAUGUAGUGUUAACAUCAAGUUAAAGUCUUUUGUUUGAAUAAAAAAUAAUAAUUUUCGUCUCAUUUUUUGUAAUUUGUUUUUGCUUUGUUUGUGCACGUCAAAUUAAUGACCUAAAACAAAAAAAAAAAUAAUAAUAAUUGAAAAGUCUAAAAAGUUAAAGUAUUUUUUUUAUUGUUGAAUUCCUUUUUGUAAAAAGAUAUUAAACUUUCUUAAUAUUUGACCAGUAAGUCCAUUGAAAUUGAUAUAUUUUCUAAAAUGAUAUCAAAUGAAAUAUUGGAGGAAUUGAACAGUAACCCAGUCCAAAGGUCUAUUCAAACGAUACAACACAGAAGCAGAACAAACAAGAACCUCCAAAAUAAAUCGUUUAUGAGCCGUUAUCUAAUUUUUUGCCAACUGGAAUCAGAAAACUAUUUAUAAAAAUUUCCGUCAUAAAUUUCCUACAGCUGUUUGAUAUACCAUUUUUUUCAUUUAUACUAUAUAUAAAUGGUAAAAUAUCGUAUUUGCCACAAAUCAAGUCAAUCUCUGUUCCGUCCCCUUUGACUUCCUUAAUACAAGUAUCCAUGUGUGUUUUUGAGAACAAUUUGUUGAACUUAUCUUAUGCAUUUUAUUUAUUUUGAUUGCUUUUAUUUCCGUUGUAACACACGCCUGUCUAAGUACAGUCUCAGAUGUCCUGAAAUUAUUUCAUAACAGAAUAUUGUAAAUAU
Molecule: messenger RNA, 1333 nt
Organism: Saccostrea cuccullata (small rock oyster)
Lineage: Eukaryota; Metazoa; Mollusca; Bivalvia; Ostreida; Ostreidae
Exons: 3
Coding region: 70-570 (166 amino acids)
Source: RefSeq, a predicted model, not a curated record